GUUUCGUCUGGGCAAUUGUAUGAGCUCAGGAGGGCCCUCGCAGACUCGGUGGCGCCAGGUCUUCACACACUCACAGGAUAUGUGAAGACUUCAAUAACGAGCCAUUAUCCCCUAAUCACGCGGAUCGAUCAGGCGUUAACAGAGGUCUCUACAUAUGCAAAUUCCACGCGGCCUGGGCCCUAUAAACGCCGGCCCCUUCGCCGGGGACAGAAGCCACAGCACUCUUCCCCCCUUUUGACGUUUGUUGGAUUUACGGACCCUGAGAACAUGGUGAAGUACUUUUCCGUGGACUGGCUGGCCCAGAGCCAUCGCGGGGACCGGGGAGCGGGCGCGGACCCCGCGCCGACCUGCCGGCCCCACGUGGCCUGCAUGGUCCAGCCGAGCGCGCCCACCUUCGGCAAGAGCUACCUGCAGCCGAAGCCCAAACCGUCCAGGCCCGCUCCGGAACGCGCGGAACCCUUCGCGUCCCCGCAUCCCCAAAACUGCCCCUCGCCAAUUUCAGAAACCAGCGGCUAUUCCUCCGGGUACGAGAGCGAAGUGGCUUCCUCUGAGUGUUUCUCCGUGGACGAAGGCACCGAAGCGGAGAGAGACGGAGCCCAGCGCCGCGUGCGCACAAAGUUCAGCCCGGAGCAGAUCAGCAAGCUGGAGAAAAUCUUCAGCAAGCACAAAUACCUGGACUCUGGAGAGCGGGUGAAGACGGCGCAAAAGCUGAACCUCACGGAAACCCAGGUGAGGACGUGGUUUCAGAACAGGAGGAUGAAGCUGAAGCGUGAGGUGCAGGACUACCUCGCCCCACAGCUGCCGGCCGUGGCCUUCCGGCCUCUGCCCCGGGUCCACUACCACCCGGUGGCCGAAUGGCCAACUUCUCCUUACCACGAAGAGAGAACUCUACGGGCCCCAGAGGAGGCUUUUCAUUUAAAGGUUCACUGUGAAAAGGAGGGAUUCGCAAAGGGAUCGAGAAGCCAAUACUCCCCGACCUCGCCAAACAACAGCUGCGGCUACGCGUCGGGGUCCGAGAGCGAGGUGGGGGAGGACAGCGAGGGGGAAGCGUCUGCUCAGCAGCGGAGGGUGAGGACCAAGUUCACCUCCGAGCAGAUCGGCAAGCUGGAGCGCGCCUUCACCAAGCACAGAUACCUGGGGGCGACCCAGAGGAGGAAAAUCGCGGAGAGGCUGAACCUCUCAGAAACUCAGCACCCCCUCCUGAGCGGACAGCUCCCGGGAGGCUGCGGCCUCCUGCGGCCGCUCCGGGGCGCGCCUCCACCGGCCUCACUCCUCCACCACCACCACCACCACCACUACCAGCCAUCCCUCCUCCUGCCUCCCACACUCCUCAGA
This is a messenger RNA of Menidia menidia (Atlantic silverside), 1335 nucleotides long. NCBI's taxonomy places the organism in Eukaryota, Metazoa, Chordata, Actinopteri, Atheriniformes, Atherinopsidae. The record is from the annotation of a GenBank genome assembly.